Dovyalis caffra is the source of this 1896-nucleotide messenger RNA. Lineage: Eukaryota; Viridiplantae; Streptophyta; Magnoliopsida; Malpighiales; Salicaceae. The record is from the annotation of a GenBank genome assembly.
AUGAACUUGUAUGGAAAUGACUGUUUUUCACUGCGUUAUUCUAUGCCUUCAGAAGAUGAUAUUCUGAUUAAGAAGCUCCUGUUGACACAUGAUCCUGAUGGUCGUCACCUAGAUUCUGAGCUACUGUUUCGUGCAAUGGAGAAUGUCCUAUGUUAUGCUGCUACAUCCAAAAUCUGUGGUUUCCAUAUUGAUGCCAUUGCGAAGGAUGAUAUAAGCGACAUUGAGGUGGUUGGAUCGCAAGAAACGCUGGCACAGAUCAUCUACAAAAUUAAGAUUGAGAUGCUUCGCAAACAUUCUGACAAGGAGAACCUGUAUACACGGACGAUGAUCUUGUUUGACUUACUUGGAAAUUAUAGAUGGGAUGUCAAAGUGGUAUUAAUACUUGCAGCAUUUGCAACAACCUAUGGUGAAUUUUGCCUCAUAAUGCAGCUAUACCCUAAUAACACCUUCGCAGAAUCAGUCGCCUUGCUGAAGCACCUACCUAGCAACAUAAGCCCAUGGAAUCCUCAAUUUAAGGCCUUGAGCUUGUUAGUCAAGACAAUGAUGGAUGUUACCAAGUGCACAAUAGAGUUUGAAGGGCUUCCAUUUAGAUAUGCGCAGCUGGAUGAUGAAAUAAUGUCCAUUACAAAGUCUUGCAUCUACAUAGCUGCUUACUGGGUCACAAGAAGCACAUUGGCAUGCUCUUCUCAAAUCAGAGACUUGAAAGCUAUGAAACCUGAGCAAGAUGUCCAUCCUGAUAACCAAGAGGUACUAGGAAUAUUAUUGGCUUCAAAGGAUGACUUACCUCUCAAGAAUUCUUCCGCACAAGCAAAGCUAGGUGUAUCUGAAGUGAAAGACAAGGUAGUUUUACUUUUGGUUUCAAAGGCAGAGCUGCUUCCACUAGAGGGAUUGCUUCUGCUGGUUGGGAGAACAUAUGAUCAUCCUUACCACAAGAAGUUAGAGCGAAGUUAUGAAAUUGUUUGGAUUUCAAUUUCUGAUACAUGGACUGAUGCUGAAAGGGAAAUAUUCAAUUUUUUGUCAAACUCUUUGCCAUGGUACUCAGUCCGACAACCGUGGGUACUCAACUCAGCUAUUGUGAACUACAUAAAACAAGAAUGGGACUACAAAAAUGUCCCACUUAUUGUAGUAUUGGAUCCACAAGGUAUGGUCAGAAAUUUGAACGCAAUGGAUAUGGUAUUAAUCUGGGGUGCCAGAGCAUACCCCUUCUCAUCUUCAAAAGAGAAGGAACUCUGGGAAGAAGAGAAUUGGACCCUGCAACUUUUGCUUGAUGAAAUUGACCCUCUACUAACUGCCUGGGUAGAAGAAGGCAGAAAUGUUUGCAUUUAUGGAAGUGACAACCUUGACUGGAUCAAGAAAUUCAAUGCCACAUUGAAAGUAAUGAGAAAUGCUGGUGUGCAGCUUGAAAUGGUGUAUGUUGGCUGUGAGGACCGCAGUGAACAAGUAAGACACACGUUAGCUGUUGUCGAUGAAGAGCUGCACACUAGUUUAUUCUCUUUCACAAAACUUCAUUUCUUUUGGCUUCGGUUGGAGAGUAUCAGAAGAUCAAAACUCCGAUUGGGACAAACAAUCCAAUCUGAUCAUAUCUUGAAAGACGUGUCAGCACUGCUAGAUACAACCGAGGAAGGGUGGGCACUAAUCGGAAGAGGGAAUACCGCAGAUAUCAUAAAACUUUCGGCUAGUGAAGCAAUAGAAUGCUUUGAUAAGUAUCCAGAAUGGGGAGAGAACGUGACGAACUUAGGAUUCGUUUCAGCACUUAGAGCUGCCCUUGAUCUAUCUCCUCCUCCAGGGCCUUGCAAUCAUUCGAAAAUUGUUCCUUAUGCAGAAGGACUAAUAGAAGGAACUGUACUCUGUGAUAAGUGUAAGCGUCCGAUGAAGAAGUAUGCUGUCUAUGAGUGA